CAUCUGCAUACUCAGCAAAACAAAGAGUUAUCUAAGGCAGCUAGUACUCACCGAGUACAUACUCAGUACAGCUAGUAGCUAGCUAGCUAGCUACCACAUGCAAGAUGUCUGAGACACGGCUGAGGUACGGAUUUCUACACAACCACCACCGUCUGAUCAAGCAGUUGGAGUUAGACAGUCUCCUGCCCCACCUUAUAGCAGAGGGCCUGAUCUCAGUGAAUGAGAAGGAGCUUAUCAAGAAUGAGCCUACAUCAUCACAAGCCACUGACAAGCUUCUAACUAUCCUACACAGACGGUUUAACACAGACUCUACAGUCCUCCAACGCUUCCUAAAGUUACUGGCCGACCCUGAUAUAGUUGCAGGUCAGAACCUGGCUCCACUCGUGCGUCGUAUCCGUCAUGACUCCGAGAGCGAGGCCGUGAGCUCACAGUAUCACUAUGGAGACGGUGUGCUAGUGGAGGACCAUAACGCAACCCUGAGAGAACACGAAGGAGAUAUUGUCAACUCUCUGAGUGUGGGAGAGGUGCUGCCGGAGCUCGUAGCCAAGGGCGUGGUCAGCGCUCAGGAGAAUGAUGAUAUUAGACGAGAUAGCACAACCACUGGACAAGCCCGUCACCUGCUGGGCAUUGUGGAGCGUAGAGGGUCAAACGCUUACAGUCAGUUUGUGAGUGUGCUUAAGGAGUCGGAGACAUACUCUCGUCUUGGGCAGCUGCUCGAGAGCGAACCAGGAGGAGGAGUCAUAAACGAUGAGAAGUAUGUUGAAGAGAUGCUGAUUCGAGGUCAUGUGCCCCCUCGACCAAAGGUCUACCUAGAGAGGAAGGCUCUCACAGACAACAUACGUACACAACUCGAGAAGCUCAAGGAGGGAGACAGGUGGUUGGUGGUUCACGGUAUGGCUGGGUUUGGCAAGACAGUGCUAGCAGCUGAUGCCAUCCGUGAUCCCCACCUCCUCAAGACCGUGUUCCCUGGAGGCGUGAACUGGCUCACUGUGGGACAGAUGACCGACCAGAAUGGAGACGUGGACAAUGCCAAACUUCUCACCAAGCUACAGAACAUCAUUCUGCGACUAGACGAGAUGAAGAACUACCGCCCUCCCAGUGUGGAGGCCGCCACUGACUACCUGCAGGAGGUGAUCAGUAAGCAGCAUCCUAACUCUCUGCUCAUCCUGGAUGAUGUGUGGAGUGCUGAGGUGGCAGCAGCAUUUUCUGUUCGCUGUCGUGUCAUGGUGACGUCCCGUAAUGCCGCUGUGGCCGAGAGGGUCACAGCUGCAGAGUUCUACAAUGUGUCUGUCUCUCAAGGUCUCAACGAGGACGAUGCUAAAGAGCUAUUGGCACAAUUACUGCGUACGAAGGCCACCUCCCUCUCUCCACAUGUGGACACCAUUGUAAAGUAUUGCAGAGGGUCCCCCAUGGCCAUAGCUCUCAUCGGGGCCAUUCUCAAGCGCAACAACACUGAGGCUCGGUGGAAGGAGGUUGCUGAGAGGCUGAAGAAAGGAUUCUUAUUGCAUGCUAAAACCAAAAACACAUCUGAACAGAACUACUCGACCCUGGAGGAGUCCAUCAAGCUUAGUGUUGAGUCGCUGCCAGGAUAUCUUAAGCAGUACUUUGAGAUCUUGGUGACUGUGGAUUAUGAUACCCUAAUCACUCGAGAAGCACUGGACACCAUUUGGGGCACUGACAAAUUUGAUACUGAGGACUACAUGAGAGAGCUGAUUGGCUACUCUCUGGCGCAGUAUGGAUCUCCAAGACAGGGGGACUGUGAUAUGCAGCUGUUACAGUACCAGAUCCACGACUUGGUGCUGGACUACCUCAAGGACUCAACACCGAAGGAGAAACAGACGCAGUUACAUCAGCUGGUGGUCAAGAGGUACGGAGACAAGUGUAAAGGAGCUUAUGCUAAACUGGAGGAUGACAAAUAUGUGUUUCAGAAGUUCAUGACCCAUCUGGCGGCUGCUGGCUACUACGAGUUGCUAGGUGACCUGAUGACACAGCUGCGAUGGCUCAUGUCCAUGGUGCAAUAUGGAGACGCUAACACCUACCUGGCCAACUACAGGCACUAUAGGAGCGAGAUACCUGAGCAGUUUCAGACGAGUGCCCGUCAUUUUGAAAUGUUCCUGUCUGGUCACAUGUACCGUCUGGCCAAUGAGGCGACAGUUGACGACAUCUUGCAGCUAGCUCUGUUGCUGCCAAACAGUAGUGCCGUCUAUGAACAGGCCACUACUAUGACAACCGCCUCUAUUGGCAGGAAGAGAUCAUGGUUUCGUUGGAACAACAAACAGUCUGACCCAGAGAAGUAUGCCCUCAAGCUAAAGCUCCACCAUCACGGAGUGGCUAGCUGUACGUUCUCCUCUGAUGAGAGCAAGGUCCUCUCCUGUGCUGGCAAUGAAGUCAAGCUAUGGGAUGCCACGACCGGUAUGGUACUGGCUGACUACAAAGGCCACACCGACGAUGUGACCUGUAGCGACCUAGCACCCUCAGGCAAAUAUGUUGUCUCCUGCUCAGAAGACUGCACUGUUAAGGUGUGGGAUAGUCGCAAGAAGACAGUGCUGAUCAACUUCAAACAGCACUCGUUUGGUGUUCAGUGUUGUGCCCUCUCUCCCGAUGAAACACUCGUACUGUCAGCUGACGUGGACUCUGUCAUCAUGGUGUGGUCAGUGCGUACCGGGAAAGUACAGUCCAAGUGGCGCAUCAGUGCUCUGUCCCCUGCUAUAACCCCCGGAAAAGAGGUUCUGAUGGAUUUCAGUACCCCACCCCUCCGCAGUAACACACAGGACAGUCAGGGAGGGGGAGAGGGUGUGGAAAGCUGUGCUUUCUCCCCAGGGGGUGAGAAUAUCAUCACCUCCUCUCAGAAUGGAGCUGUCAGGAUGUGGGACUUGAAUGGCAAGAUCCGAGGCUUGUUCUCUGGACACACUGGACACGUUCGCUGUUGUGUCUUCUCUCGCGAUGGAGACCUCCUCGCCACUGCCUCACUAGACAAGACUGCAAAGGUGUGGAAUGUGCUGACUCAAGAGUGUGACGUAACCAUUGACAACGAAGCAGCGAUACUGUCAUGUGACUUCUCUCCUGACGGCAGCCGCCUCCUCACAGGAGACACUGAGGGGUCUGUGAAGGUGUGGUCUCUCCCCCAAGGCCGGCUACUUCAGGACUAUCCUGCACACAUGGACUUUGUCUCCUGUGUCCUCUACUCUCCAAGGUCAAAGUUCAUACUGUCAGCUGCUGAUAACGGACUCAUCAAGAUCAUGUGGAUGACAGACUACGAAGAGGACGAGCCUGAGCCUAGUCAGACCACCCCCCUUUAUCACCGUCGAUUCUCCGUAUACUUCCGCCGGUCAGGGUCAGAGUUCGAGCCUAUCAUAGUCUGCUAUGCUACCAAAGAGAGGAAACUACAGGUGGUGGUCGGUGUGGAUGCAGAGGUGGUGAUCUCCUGUCUACCCAUUGUCUCAGGGGUCACUCCACGAUCCUGGGUCAUCUCAAAUGAUGGCUCUCUGAUUGCCAUUGGUUACGAAGAGGGAAUGAUUCAGGUGUUGUCUCUGAAGGAGACAGUGUCUGGGAAAUGGGAGUCCAAGGAGGUGUGGCGUAAAAACAACUCCCACUCAAACAACUCCAUUGUCAAGAUCUAUUUCUCUCCUAAGAACAACAAGUUCAUCACAUGCUCGAAGAUGUCACACAAGGUGUGGUUAGCGCUGGAGGACCGUGAGUUGAGUUCCUGUGAUGGGCGUGGUCUUGGGGUGUGUCCCUGUAUGUUUUUCAACGAUAAUGUACGAGCAGUGUCUGCCAUGGAAGGGUCGGUACAGAUAUGGAACACGAACACUGGGGCUGCUGUGAGUACAUUUGCUAACACCGUCACGUCAGAGCACAGUAUUCUAUGUGUGACACUCUCUAUCGACAACAAGAGGCUCGCUGCAUCCGCCACCAAUGGAGCUGUCAUGGUGUGGGACGUUGGUAGUGAGGUGUUGAUCUACCAGACGGACCUUCCCUCGGACUACCUCUCCUCGUGUGCCCGGUCGUGUGCCCUCUCUCCCGAUGGCUCUCUUGUGGCAGCUGGCUUUGAUGACGGCUCUCUACAGAUAUGGAAUGUGGACAAGUGUAAGCCUGUGAAGCAGUGCCCCACCGAAUCUGACUACUGGUUGAUUGAUUUGGCCUUCUCUCCAGAUGGCUCCACCAUUGUCACCCUCUCCGACAGCAUUGAGUGGUGGCGUGUUGACGGUAGCCAUGCCAAGAGAGUGAUGUUGAAGGGAACUUUUGGGAAGUACAUUCGAUUCUCCUCAGACUUCAUGACCUUUGUCACGAUAGACAAUGCUGGACUACUGUACAUUUUCACCACGCUAUUGCAAGAUUGAUUGACUUUUGUAAAUAACUUUCUGAGUUACAUGUACUGUUUCAAAAUUAUUGUUUUUUGUCGUAAUCCAUGUCUGCAUAGUGAUAUAUAGGUUUUUAUUUGAGCAAAUACGUUUAAUUGUUAUUCAA
Halichondria panicea is the source of this 4467-nucleotide messenger RNA. Its product is annotated as apoptotic protease-activating factor 1-like. The coding region runs from base 105 to 4340 and encodes 1411 amino acids. The transcript is spliced from 24 exons. Lineage: Eukaryota; Metazoa; Porifera; Demospongiae; Suberitida; Halichondriidae. Gene Ontology annotation, biological process: regulation of apoptotic process. Gene Ontology annotation, molecular function: ADP binding; protein binding. The record is from RefSeq and is a predicted model, not a curated record.